GAAGUGCCCGUCUUCCCGGAAGUGCCCGGCUAGCUGACAGAACCAAGGCUUUUCCCCGUGCUGCUGCGGUUGGGUAGCAGUUCUGUGGCUUGGGUGACUACAGGAGGUCUGACUCCCAAUUGGGGUUGGCAUCAGGAGGUAGCUGGGCGGCAGUAUGAUGGAGGAGGAGGAACUGGAGUUCGUGGAAGAGCUGGAAGCCGUGCUGCAGCUCACGCCCGACGUGCAGCUCGCCAUCGAACAGGUAUUUCCAAGCCAGGAUCCUUUAGAUCGAGCAGAUUUCAAUGCUGUGGAGUAUAUCAAUGCCCUGUUCCCAACGGAGCAAUCUCUGGCAAACAUAGAUGAAGUUGUGAACAAGAUUAGACUGAAAAUAAGGAGACUAGAUGACAAUAUUCGAACUGUCGUAAGAGGUCAAACAAAUGUGGGACAGGAUGGCAGACAAGCGCUUGAAGAGGCCCAGAAAGCAAUUCAGCAACUCUUCGGCAAAAUCAAAGAUAUCAAAGACAAAGCAGAAAAAUCAGAGCAAAUGGUUAAAGAAAUCACCCGUGAUAUUAAGCAGUUAGAUCAUGCCAAACGCCACCUGACCACCUCAAUCACAACGCUGAACCACCUGCACAUGUUGGCAGGCGGCGUCGAUUCCCUCGAAGCCAUGACCAGGCGAAGGCAAUAUGGAGAAGUUGCUAAUCUUCUUCAGGGUGUAAUGAAUGUUCUGGAACACUUCCACAAGUAUAUGGGAAUUCCACAGAUCCGGCAGCUUUCUGAAAGAGUGAAGGCCGCCCAGACUGAGUUAGGACAGCAAAUCCUGGCCGAUUUUGAAGAAGCAUUUCCUUCUCAGGGUACCAAGAGGCCCGGAGGACCCAGCAAUGUCCUUCGAGAUGCAUGCCUGGUUGCUAAUAUUUUGGACCCCAGAAUCAAACAGGAUAUCAUCAAAAAGUUUAUUAAACAGCAUCUGUCAGAGUAUCUAGUACUUUUUCAAGAAAACCAAGAUGUCGCCUGGCUGGACAAAAUCGACAGACGCUAUGCCUGGAUAAAACGCCAGCUUGUGGACUAUGAGGAGAAAUAUGGCCGAAUGUUUCCACGUGAGUGGUACAUGACCGAGAGGAUUGCAGUAGAAUUUUGCCACGUCACGAGGACAGAACUUGCCAAGAUUAUGCGAACCAGAGCUAAGGAAAUUGAAGUGAAGUUGCUUCUUUUUGCUAUUCAGAGAACAACUAACUUUGAGGGGUUUCUUGCAAAACGUUUCUCCGGCUGCACCCUGACAGAUGGAACCCUGAAAAAACUUGACUCUCCACCCCCAUCCACCAAUCCCUUCUUGGAAGAUGAGCCAGCACCAGAGAUGGAGGAACUGGCAAUGGAGAAAGGAGAUUUAGAUCAACCAAAGAAGCCUAAAGCCCCAGACAAUCCAUUUCAUGGCAUUGUUUCCAAGUGUUUUGAGCCUCAUCUUUACGUGUAUAUUGAGUCCCAGGACAAAAACCUUGGAGAGCUGAUAGAUCGGUUUGUGGCCGAUUUCAAAGCCCAGGGGCCACCUAAGCCCAACACUGAUGAAGGGGGUGCCGUGCUCCCCAGCUGCGCUGACCUCUUUGUCUACUACAAGAAGUGCAUGGUGCAGUGCUCCCAACUCAGUACUGGGGAGCCGAUGAUCGCUUUGACCACCAUUUUCCAGAAGUACCUUCGAGAAUAUGCCUGGAAAAUCCUCUCUGGCAACCUGCCCAAAACCACAAGCAGCAGUGGAGGGCUGACCAUCAGCAGCCUCCUCAAGGAAAAGGAAGGCUCAGAAGUGGCCAAGUUCACUCUAGAGGAGCUCUGCCUCAUCUGCAGCAUCCUGAGCACAGCAGAGUACUGUCUGGCCACCACUCAGCAGCUAGAAGAAAAACUCAAAGAAAAAGUUGAUGUAAGUCUGAUCGAACGAAUCAAUCUGACUGGAGAAAUGGACACAUUCAGCACUGUCAUCUCUAGCAGUAUUCAGUUGCUGGUUCAGGAUUUGGAUGCUGCCUGCGAUCCUGCCCUAACUGCCAUGAGCAAGAUGCAGUGGCAGAAUGUGGAACAUGUUGGUGACCAGAGCCCCUACGUCACCUCUGUCAUUCUUCACAUUAAGCAAAACGUCCCCAUCAUCCGUGACAACCUGGCUUCGACGCGAAAAUACUUCACUCAGUUCUGCAUUAAAUUUGCAAACUCCUUCAUUCCCAAGUUCAUCACCCACCUCUUCAAGUGCAAGCCAAUUAGCAUGGUGGGAGCAGAACAGCUGCUACUGGACACCCAUUCCCUGAAGAUGGUCCUGCUGGAUCUACCUUCCAUUGGCUCACAGGUGGUGAGGAAAGCACCUGCCAGCUACACCAAGAUUGUUGUGAAAGGCAUGACCCGGGCGGAGAUGAUCCUCAAGGUAGUGAUGGCCCCCCACGAACCGUCCGUGGUAUUUGUAGACAACUACAUCAAACUCCUUACGGACUGCAAUACAGAAACCUUCCAGAAGAUACUGGACAUGAAGGGGCUGAAGAGGAGUGAGCAGAGCUGCAUGCUGGAGCUCUUUCGCCAGAGGCUCCCCACCCCGCCCUCAGGGCCAGAAGGCUCCAGCUCCUUGUCCCUACUGGCUCCCACACCAGAACAGGAAUCAUCUCGCAUCCGCAAACUAGAGAAACUAAUUAAGAAGAGACUGUAGGAGCAGAAAAGGGGCACUUUUUCCCCUGGCCAGCGACCCUGAGCACCCAGCUCCCUAGAAGCCCCCCACCUCUCCUGUGCUCACCCCGACUCUCAGAUCGCCAAUCUUGAAACUGCCUGAGACAUUUGGGUUGUUAAUGUGUCUCUCCCAUGCCCUGUCUUAAUUCCUGUCCUAAUCGGAGAAGCAAGUAAGGGCCAGGUUAUAAAAAGGCAAUUUCGACGAUCUCCGAUUCUUGCAGCAGAGGCAGCAUUUGGGUGAAAGGUCCCUGCCCUUCACUUGCUGUUUCUGGGCUGCUCUCGACUGGUCCGGUUGUCGCCGAUUCCGUAGCCUCUCUCUGCGGUAACACGCUCUGGCACGUGGCCCUAUUCCCUACCAUGCACCUGUCCAGGCAACUUGAGUGACAAAGCCUGGAUCUCACCCCUUCCUCUGCCACUAUUUGAGGUUGUUCCGAGUUAAUGACAUGGCAGAUUACAGGUAUAGGAAACCAGCCUUACUUUAUGAAGGAAAUGGAAGCAGGAGCACUCUUCUUUGUAAAUCCCAGCUUGGGUGCAUAUUUUGCUUCUGGUACUUUUCAUGACGUGGCCAAGUUUUUCCCUUAUUCCCCUUAUUUCUCAGUAAUCUCCACUUCCCUCUCCCUGUACGUCUAAGGGAGGAUUUCCUCUGUGUCUCUCACCCAAGAGGAUUAUAUGCGCCAGGCCUUGGAAGCAGGUUCCCUCUCUGCCAUGGGGCUUUUGGUACGUCAUCCCCCAUCAUGAGAAUGGGCAACAUAUUUGCCCUGAUUCAUCCGGUUCACUGGAAACCAAGCCUCCAUUAACUGUGACUCAGCAUUUGUUCAGGAAUUACGAACAAUUUGUUGGCCAGGUAGGGUCAGAGCUAAGGAGGAAGAUGGAGUUCUUUACAGAGAAUGCCUGUAACAGGCCUCAGGAUAAAAUUGGACUAUUAGAUAAGACUCAGGAUGGAGGAAGUUACCUAAAAAAUCCCUGAAAUUUGUGACAGCCGUACAGUGGGAAACAUUAAGGUUUGAAAAUCUGACCAGAAACUAUAAUUAUUUCUCCCCUUCUUAUCUUCCCACUAUAACCACUCUGCACUGUUACCCUUCCCUCUCCAUCAGCCCUUUGCCCAGACUCAGUCUAUCAGCCCCAACUUUGCUCCUGGGCCUCAUUUCUUCAUCACCCUCCAACCUGGUCUUGCUAGUCAGUCUGACUCAUGUAUUGAGCAUCUCAAACUCGAGAACACUGAGAAGCGGUGGAAGAAAGAGGUGUGGCCUUUAGCUGAGCUCAGUUAGGAAAAGAUGGCUAAAUAUGAAAAGUACAGGAAGGGAGGGGAAGGAGUGGAGCGAGCACCUGGCAACUCAGUAGAUGGAGUUCACUGUGCCCAGACAGCCGUCGUGUCGCUGCAGUGCAGUGAAGUUACACAGCCAGCACUAAUUGAGGUUAACAUUCUCUUCCCACUUUUAAAAAAAGGGAACAGUGGUUCCGUCUCCAAACAGCAUAGUCACUUCAGCCAUCUGUGACUGACCUGGGAAGCCAGGAAAGCCAGUGGGCUGCUGCACCUGGUUCUUGUCACUCUUGGUGUUUCCAGAUCCACACUUUUGAGUCAUUUUGGGGGAUUCAUUUGUUGGACCUCUUCAUAAUGGCAUUGAGAUGUCAAGCCCUGUUUUCUGCCAGUUGGUGGUCGUAGCCAGGGAAGUUGCUUUCUUGAUUUAUUGCGCUGUCAGUAAUCUCCAAGGAGUCAACAGAUGUCAGUAGGAGUUAUGUUAAAUGUCUCAUUGACGGGGUCUGAAUGCUCUGUGUGCAUCUUUUAAGGACAGACCAUGUUUCUCAGCUGGGGAUAUGCAUCAGAAUCACCUGGGUCUCUUUUUACAAAUACAGAUGCCUGGAGAUUCUGAACUAGUAAGUCUGGAGUGGGGCCUGGCAUGUAAGUUGAAAAAUUCUGUAGGUGAUGAUACUGUUUAUUCCUUGCUAAGAACCAUUGCAAUAGAGAGAAAUUUGAUAUAGCGAAUGGUUCCUAUAGCACAUUUUCAUAAACGUGUAUUUUUUCUGUCUCUCUAAGCAAGUGUAAUUACUGUACAGUUGAGCUGUUAACCAACAUGGUAAAGAUUCUUUCCUGAUAGCCAGCAGCUUUCAUUUUAAACUUGUGUUAACAGUAGGGACCAUGUCAGAAGUUGUGCUUUCCCCGUACUGACUCGGAUUCUUCCUGUUUAGUUGAACCAGCCCCAAAGAGAAGGUUUAUUACUGUCACUUCAAAUAUAAAGGGGCAUAUAUUGGUAAAAACGGUAACUAACAACUCUGUUAUUAAGCUAAACUUAUUGUUUGUUCCUCUCACUUUCUGUAGCCCCUUAAAAAAAAAACUUUGAAGUCACUUUAUGUGGUUAAAAUAAAUAUUAAUAAUUUAUACUUGA
This is a messenger RNA of Pteropus alecto (black flying fox), 5054 nucleotides long. RefSeq names its product VPS53, GARP complex subunit (gene VPS53). The record is from RefSeq and is a predicted model, not a curated record. The coding region runs from base 155 to 2653 and encodes 832 amino acids. Lineage: Eukaryota; Metazoa; Chordata; Mammalia; Chiroptera; Pteropodidae. Gene Ontology annotation, cellular component: GARP complex. Gene Ontology annotation, biological process: retrograde transport, endosome to Golgi. The transcript has 22 exons.